Molecule: messenger RNA, 3075 nt
Organism: Sinocyclocheilus anshuiensis
Lineage: Eukaryota; Metazoa; Chordata; Actinopteri; Cypriniformes; Cyprinidae
Gene: rnf146
Product: ring finger protein 146
Exons: 2
Coding region: 255-1376 (373 amino acids)
Biological process (GO): ubiquitin-dependent protein catabolic process; Wnt signaling pathway
Cellular component (GO): nucleus; cytoplasm
Molecular function (GO): zinc ion binding; poly-ADP-D-ribose binding; ubiquitin protein ligase activity
Source: RefSeq, a predicted model, not a curated record
UCAUGAGAGAGACUCGUGUAUUUUUAAGGUUCUGCGCAAGUUUUGCGCAGAGUGGAUGCGCACGAACACACAGCGGUCUUAUCACAGAGGAGGCGUAAAAACGUUAUUGUGUUCAUCUGUGUCGGGCGAAUUCUAACGUUACCGAUCAAUUUUAGUCAGUAAACGAACAAUGAGUGAUCAUCCGGUGACUAGCAGAUGAGCCAAAUCUGAUCGUCGCUGAAAGAAAGAGGCGAAAUCUCGGCUAUUUUGUCAGCAUGGCUAGUUGCGGUGAGGUUAAUCUUUCAGUGGACUCCCUGACUUCAGGCAAGAAGGUGAGUGGGGAGUCUGUGACAGAGGGAAGUCCGUCCCCUUCGUCUCCUUCGCUGCCCAUUCCAGAGUGUGCAAUCUGUCUGCAGAGCUGCGUCCACCCCGUACGCCUGCCAUGCCACCAUAUUUUCUGCUUCCUUUGCGUGAAAGGAGCUUCCUGGCACAGCAAACGCUGCGCCCUGUGUAGAGGGGAAGUGCCUGAGGACUUCCUGGAGCGUCCCACUUUGCUCUCGCCCGAGGAGCUGAAGGCUUCGGCGACGGGUGGACGUGGGACGGGGACUGGUGGCCACGCCUGGUACUACGAGGGACGUAAUGGAUGGUGGCAGUACGAUGAGCGGACAAGCCGAGAGCUAGAGGACGCGUUCAACAAGGGCAAGAAGAGCGCCGAGAUGCUGAUCGCCGGCUUCCUGUACGUGGCCGACUUGGAGAACAUGGUGCAGUACAGGAGGAACGAACACGGCCGCAGGAGGAGGAUGAAGAGGGAUGUGGUGGACAUCCCUAAGAAAGGUGUGGCUGGAUUAAGACUCGAUCCAGAUCCCAAUCCCAGUCCCGCAUCGGGAUCAGGAACUGUUCCCGCUGCAGCGCCCGCAGUUGUGGAUUUAAAUGGAACAGUAGAUGGCGCCACAGCGGAGCGAGAGAGUUCGGCAGAUGGCGCGGACACUGGAGUCAGCGGAGGACGUCCUCAAGGUGUCUUUGCUUCUGCUCCCGUAAGGCCGCCAACUGUCUUGGGCGGUCACCUGACCAGCCCUGCUUCCUCCGGCGAUAUUCAGCUUGUACAGGCUCUCUCUCAACUCAAUAUGAAUCCCACCGAGCAAGAAACAGAAGAGGAAGACGCAGAUGACGAAGACGAUUCGGCUGCUCCGGAUCCCUCGGGGUACGAAUCCGAGUCUGGCACGAGCGAGGAUGAAGAUGAGCAGGCUGGGGACGAAGGUGAAGACGAGCACACAGAAGGCUCCCAGGGCAGGCAUAGACUGCAUCAGUUGGACAGACCGCCCCCUGGUGGUGGCCCGGCGCAUAGCGGGAAUCGCUCUGGGUGCCCCGACGGUCAGUGCACCGUUACGAAGGUCUGACCGCAGCACAACUACAGAACUCCUACCCAACUCCCACAACCGCUGGGUAUUUCUAACCAAUCUCUGAAAUGCAAAAAAUUAAACGAAUGAACCAUUCAAAUCAAUGAAACACGGUCUUGGAUAAGGGUGGAGGAUUGGGGCGGAUGGUUUUAGUGUAAGAAUAGUGCUUGUCUUUCUCUUUCAGUCUUAGAGGACUGUACCAGGGCUGUACUUUUUAAUGGAAAUUACAGGCAAAACUACAAUAAACUUGCUUUUAUCAUGCCUAGAAUACUGUAAAUUGGUCCAACCAUUACACUUUAAUUUGCAUUCAUGUAAUUGUAUUCACAAUAAAACUACUUUUCUCCCUGAAAUUAAAAGGAAAGUGUAUAAAGUAUAUUUUGCACAAGCCUGUUUUAAGCCUUUUGUGAGCAUUAAGAUUUGUUUUCAUAACAAUUACGCACAUUUCAUCCUAAACUCUCAUUACUCUAAUGCAUUUGUUUUAUUAGUUAUUAUUCUCAGUGCUGAUUUUCAUUUGAUUCUUAUUACUGUGCUACAGACAUUUAUCUAAAAGUUGUAUUUAUUAUUAUUGCAUUAAUGAGAAUUUGCUUAAUUGUACACAAUUUCACAAUGCAAAGAAAUCUUAAUGAUCUACAGUACAGGCUUCACCUUUAUGUAUUUAAAAAAAAAUUUUUUUUAAUUGUUUUUUUCUUUUGAUUUUUAGGGUGAAAUGUGACCCAAACAUGUUCUUCAGGUUCCUGUUUUCCAGUCAUGAGAUUGCAUUACAUCUAGAAUGGCUCAACACCAUUAUUCCAUUGGUUAUGGAGUCAUAGAGUAAUAAUGUGCUGUGGUGUAAUGAAAUUAAAAUCUUUUCAUAAAAAUAUGCCAUAUCAGCUUUUACCCUGAGGCUUCUGCAAUGCCAUCAGAAAAUAAUUGGUUUUAAUGAUAAAAUAAAAUUGUAUCUCUUGGUAGGAAACCCAUAUGCAUUGCAUCUUUACUAGUUUUAUUAUUUGAAUAUCGCAAUUGUGCUGUAGAUCAAAAUGCCUGACUUUAUAAUUUGCAAACAAGUGGUAAGAAAGCCUUGGGUUGUUUUGAUGAAAUGACAAGCAUUAGAUGCAAAACCAGCAUAAUUUCAAAUGCAAAACCUAACGAGAAAAGAAUUUAUUGUAGUUUUGCCAAGGAUUCCUCUUUAACACGCUCUAGUCAUUAGAAAACCUUCAGUCAUCUUACAUUUACUACUUCUAGUGAUUCAUGAUGUGAGGUUUAAAACUCUUUAAUGGCACGUGUGUGUGCAUUUGCGUUUAUUUUAAGUAACUUGUCUUUAUUGUCUCAGUCUCAUCUUGGUGUGCUUUAUCUAUUUCAUGGAUUUGCAUGUGUUGCUGUGAGCAAGGAUGGAGCCCUGGACUAUGGCGCUUUGAACUCUGGGAAAGGCGAGUUUCAUCAUAUUGUAAUUUCUAGAUGUAAAGUAGUCCUCACACUGCAGCACACCGAGUGAGUGAGUGGUUUUCAAGCAUAGGUGUCCGAUUUGAAGUUUUUAAUUUUAAUGUUAUUUUUAACCCUGCUAAUUCUCAUCUCCAUUUGUUCAGGUUCUUUGUUGUCAACAAAACAAAAUGAAACCUAAAAUCAAGAAUAACUUCUUUUUGGUGUAUUUUUAUUUAAACUGUGUUUUGUUGUAAAACCAGGUUUAUCUGAGAAAUAAAGUGUUGUCUGUUACCUGUCUGAG